GUGGUUAUACACGUGUGUAACAGCAAGUAGCACAAGCUAGCUAACGGCUAACGUCAUAAGGACGAAGAUAGGCGCAGCUGUGCGAGAGGAGGGAGGGACACCACAGAAGAAGACGCUGUCGAGCCUUCGAUUCACCUUCAGCUGCACCCACACGAAGAAGUAGUUUGUCCUGUGAAGGGUGGGGUGAUGUGAAAGCUCUGUGUUCAUCUCUGGUCUGCUGAUUUUUAUUUAUUUUCCAAUGCAUUGUGCCGACAUCACUUCUCUACACUUUUUGGGAGGAUGGAGUGGUUGCAGUGGGCUAGCAAGUCCUGAUUUAUUUUGUUUAUUUGUGUGUCAUUAACAUGGGUUUAAUGCAAAUGAAGUAACGGAAUGGGAAGAUGAGAACCUAAUGAAGAAGAAAGCUUUGAGCACAAACUGGACUCUGUCAGAGUGGAAACCCCAACUUGGAUCCUACAUGCCUUUUAAACACACUGCAUCCUGUUGAAGACCCUCUCCCCAUUCUUUAACCACUUUUUUUUUACGCUCAUGUAACCGUCUCAGUCUUCUAGUACGAGUACAGAAGCUAGUUGGCCCCGUUUUUGUUUUUAUUUUUUACUUUCACCUUUUGUUCCUUUGUAAAGAAAUGCUUUACCUGAAAAAAUACUUCACAGAGGGCCUGAUUCAGUUCACCAUCCUUCUGAGUCUCAUUGGGGUGCGGGUGGAUGUUGACACCUAUCUAAGCAAUCAGCUGCCCCCACUGAGAGAGAUCAUCCUGGGCCCUAGCUCAGCCUACACCCAGACACAGUUUCACAACCUGCGCAACACCCUGGACGGCAAUGGCAUCCAUCCAAAGAGCGUGGACCUGGACCAAUUCUUUACCGCUCGGCGACUGCUGAACCAGGUGCGCCAACUGGAUCGCCUCUCUGUGCCCUGUACGGAGCUCAACACCUGGCUGGUGCAUCGCGACUCUGAGACUGUGGUGUCCACCAGCAGCCAGUCCAGCCCCAGCAUCACCCUGGACAAUGGGGGCGGCCUAGAGGACGUCAACAACUCUGACGCCACCCCGGCCAUGAGGGGAGGAAGCGGAGCACCUGAAUCCACGUACAACCUGAACGCAGCGGACAACAGCCUGGGAGCUGUGGCCCCCGAGGGAAACCAGGAUCAGGGCAGCAGGGACGGCAAUGACGACCUCACCAAAGAGGACAUUGACUUGAUCGACAUCCUGUGGAGACAGGACAUCGACCUCGGAGCAGGAAGAGAAGUGUUCAACUACAGCAACCGUCAGAAGGAGAGCGAGGAGGAGAAGCCCAACCCGCACAAGAACAAAGACGGGAAUGAGGAGCAAGAGAGCUGGAGAAAUGGAGUGAACUUGCAAGAUGCUCAGCCGGUGGACGGGGAGACCGGAGAGAGUAUUCCAGAGCAGCUCCCAGGUCUUGGCUCGCAGACUUCGCUGUCUCUACAAGAAUGCUUGAGGCUUUUGGAGGCCACUUUCCCUUUUGGAGAAGAAUCUGAGUUUCCAGCCCCGGUUGUCGCCCCAGAAAUCGUUUCCAAUGAAGAAGUUCCUUCCACGUCUCAGGGUCUUCCUCUGGCACCACAGCUGCCCCCCGCGGAGCCUCAGUUAGACCUGGAGCAGCAGUGGCAAGACAUCAUGGCCAUCAUGGAGCUACAAGCAAUGGAAGUGAACAACUCUUCGCCACACAGCAACUCCAGCAGUGACAGUGGAACGAGUGGGACGACGGAGUCGAGCGCCGCGGGAAACUUUGGACUCUCUAAUGCCUCGACACCCGUGACCCAGGACGUCAGCCUCCACCAGGCCUCCCUCCCCAGCUGCAGCCAGGACUUCCCCCAGGUGUUCAAUCCCCAGUUGGACUCUACUAGCAUCACCCCGAGAACCACCAUGCUCAGACCUUCCUCCAGCAACUCCAGCAACAUCAACUCCACGUUCGGAGCCACUAACCUGACGGGCAUCUUUCUCCCGCCACACAUUAACAGCUCCAGUACCAACAUCACGUCCACGCCCAUCCUGCCCGAUCCAUUCAGCAACCUGCUGGAGGAGUCCAUGCUCGACGAGAUCAGCCUGCUGGACCUCGCCAUGGAGGAGGGCUUCAGCCAGGCCCAGGCAUCGCAGCUGGAGGACGAGCUCGACUCCGACUCCGGUCUUUCCCUGGACUCCAGCCACAGCCCGGCCUCCCCGAGCAGCUCCGAGACGUCCUGCUCCUCGGCGGCGUCUUCGUCCUCGACGUCGGCCACCUUCUCUGAGGAGGGAGCUGUGGGGUACAGCACCGACUCGGAGGUCGCUACCGUGGAGACGGAGGAAGGUGCUGUUGGUGGUUACCAGCCUGGGUUCAGUAAGCUCUGCCGUAUGAGCUACCAGGACCCCUCCCAGUUCCACGGCCUCCCUCAGCUCGGCGGCAUCGACCACAAUCACACGUACAACCUGCCGCUUUCCUCCGCGUUCGCCGAGCAUCCAGAGCUCCCCCUUUCCGCUGGCAAGAAGAGCGUCCGCGACAAACACUCAAAGCUUCAGCCUGCUCAGGAUUUGCUCGACAAGCACGCGAGUCGCGACGAACGGCGAGCCCGGUCCAUGAAGAUCCCCUUCUCCAACGAGAAGAUCAUCAACCUGCCCGUGGAGGAGUUCAACGAGCUCCUGGCCAAGCACCACCUGAGCGAAGGCCAGCUGGCCCUCGUCCGCGACAUCCGCAGGCGCGGCAAGAACAAGAUGGCGGCCCAGAACUGCCGCAAGCGCAAGCUGGACACCAUCAUCAACCUGGAGCAGGGCGUCCACGACCUGAGGCGCAACAAGGCCCGCCUGCUGAAGGAGAAGAUGGAGUUCAUCCGCUCCAUCCGGCAGAUGAAGCAGAAGAUGCAGAGUCUGUACCAGGAGGUGUUCACUCAGCUCCGGGACGAGGAGGGCCGGCCCUACCCCCCCAGCGAGUACUCGCUCCAGUACAGCGCCGACGGCAGCGUGCUCAUCAUGCCCCGCGGCGUGACCACCGCCGAGCAGAACCGGAAGCCCGAGAAAAAACAAAAAGACAAAAAGAAGUGAGGGGGGUGGGGUGGGGGGCAAACUGCUGUUUAUUCUAUCACUUUGCUAAAUCAAUAAGAAAGAUUUCUGCAGAUGCGAGAGAGAUGUCCUUUUUUCCUUUAAGAAGAUUCUGGUGAGUAGAGUUGUUGACUACUCUUCCUGCGUUAGUUUCUCCCCUUUCAUUCUCGUCCUACAUUUUUUUUUCCCCCUGGAAACAACUCUGAAGCAGAAGUAGCUCCUCGUUUGAGUACUGAUAUUUCAUUAUUUAGACGGGGCGGGGGAAACGAUAAGCGAGGAGACGAGGGACGUGAAAGGACAUAAAAAUGAGCAAUUAAGAGAAGAAGAAAAAAAAUGAGCCGCUCUUCAUCCUUUUGCACCAAAACCGCUGAGGACGGAGAAGGUUUGUCGGGUGAAACGAGGGGACUCGUCUGGAGAACAAGAACACUGUCUAUGCACCGGAGGUUUUAAAGGACGGACCACAUCCCACCCUGGAGACUUUCACUGAUGUUUGUCACGUUUAAGUUGCAUCUACGGUUGUGAGAGUUCAGUUUACCAAAGGCUAAGAGGAAGUCCAUUAUUUUAGGGUGCCAUUAACACCUUUACUAACCAAAGGUCGUAUGGUGCACUUGAUCAUCUCUUACAUGCUCAAAACACUGGACUCCAAUUCUGUCGGUUUGUGUGUCGCAAAUUCCAGUUUUGUGGAGUGGGUCUGAGCUCAGAGAGGCCCUGAAGAGAGCGCCGGGUGGACGGGGGAGGAUUGAGACCAGAGGGAGUCAGAGGCUGGAGAGUUCCCGGGCUGGCCGCUGCUAAAAAAAAAAGAGGCCUGGAGGUGAAGUCCUGCAAGAGGAGCAGAUGGAUGUCUUAGGGAGGAGGCACACUGCAUUGCAAAAUGUAUCAACUUCCUUAUAAAUUAUACAUAGCACUGUAAUUUGUCUUUUAAAAGGCUUGGCUAUAUGCAUUUUGCCGUGUCUGUUGCUGUUCCUUCGCUGCAGGUUUAAAUACGGGAGCUGUGUUAAGGAAGGCUCUUAUUAACUGUUCAUAAUCUGUAGUAUAAGCAAGGUUAUAGGUCACAUCAGCUUUAUGUAAAACUCUACACUCUGUUUUUAUUUAAAUUGUCACGCCGAGCCUGUAAUCAUGAAGAGGAAGCUGCUGUGACGGGUCAGAUGUUCAGGCUGUCACAGUUAUGCAUCAUUUGGCGUUUUUCUUUUUCCUCUUGGACGCCUCGUGUUCGGCACUAACUUCAAACGGGCUCAGUCGUCUCUGGUGGAGCCAAAUCUCUUUUAUUUAACUUAUUUGCCAACGUUCCCCGACUGAAAGCCACUUGAGGUCAUUUUUUUUAAACUGCUGUGAAGCCCGAGGUGUUGGCUUAAACAUGAGUCCUAUGUUUGUUUUCUUUGUGUUGGUAACAAAGUGAGCCAAGUUGUUACAUGAGAUUUAAAAAAGAUAAGUUGUUUGAAUGCGUGAAAAGACGGUGCGUGUUGUGGCCACUUUGAUUUGAAAUGCCUUUAUUUCACCAUCUCAUCGUCUCACUUUAAAUGUUGUGAGAAGCGGAGGAAGAAGUGCUAUUACUCGUCUAUCUGAAUGGAGUUGUCAGUACGUGAACAGAGAAAUAAAAUAGGCGAGUUAGGCUCGAACGUUUAUAAGAGCAGAACAGAUGAUGUCCAAACAAUAGUUGUUGAAAGGAGAAAUGUCCUCAUUAAAUGUGAUAUUCAGGCAUGAAACUCUGGUUAACAUUGACUUCAACUAUCUAGUACUGCUACUACUUAGUGCACUUUUCUUUGUCUGUCUUGUUCUGUAAAUAUUUUCAUGUUUUGUGUUCGUCAUGAUUUAUGUCUCCAUGACGGUCUCACCCUCUGCUUUCAGUUUGGAUGUAGUUCCUUCUUGUUUUCAGAUAUUUGCCGGCAAUCAAGAAUUGUUUUUAUUGAUUAAUAAAGUGUUUUUAUUUUCACCCGGGA
Anarrhichthys ocellatus (wolf-eel) is the source of this 4959-nucleotide messenger RNA. It is a transcript of the gene nfe2l1b, whose product is annotated as nfe2 like bZIP transcription factor 1b. Gene Ontology annotation, biological process: regulation of transcription by RNA polymerase II. Lineage: Eukaryota; Metazoa; Chordata; Actinopteri; Perciformes; Anarhichadidae. Gene Ontology annotation, cellular component: nucleus. The transcript is spliced from 6 exons. Gene Ontology annotation, molecular function: DNA-binding transcription factor activity, RNA polymerase II-specific; RNA polymerase II cis-regulatory region sequence-specific DNA binding. The record is from RefSeq and is a predicted model, not a curated record. The coding region runs from base 623 to 3025 and encodes 800 amino acids.